Trichomycterus rosablanca is the source of this 1974-nucleotide messenger RNA. RefSeq names its product reticulophagy regulator family member 3 (gene retreg3). The coding region runs from base 5 to 1471 and encodes 488 amino acids. Lineage: Eukaryota; Metazoa; Chordata; Actinopteri; Siluriformes; Trichomycteridae. Gene Ontology annotation, biological process: reticulophagy. The record is from RefSeq and is a predicted model, not a curated record. The transcript has 9 exons.
UGUAAUGGCGCAGGGAAGAGGAGCGGAGGAUGUGGACUGUGGUACCGAGACUGUGCUGAUGCGGGGCUCGGGAGGACGCAGGGAGAGCCAGGCGGAGAGAGCCAGGCAGGUGCGGGCUGUGAGGGCGGUGCUGAUGGACGCUGUGGGUCCUCAUGAGCGCCUCAUCACCUAUCUGCAGGCGGCGCUACUGUGGAAGAGACCGGUGCACGGUGUCUUCAUAAUCACGGCCGUCAACUGUGUCUUCUGGUUUUUUGCGCUGAGCUCUUUCAGGCCUCUCUUUCUGCUGGCAUCAGGUCUGGCUUUGGCUGUUUGUGUUGAUACCUGGAGGAACAAGAUUUGGCCCAAGAUUAAAGUACGACGACAGGAUGAGAGUGAAAACGAAAGCUGGGGCCUGGUGCAGCCCGACACCCUGAGUGUGCCCGAGUUGUGCCACUUUGUGGCUGAGAUGUGGGUGGAUGUAGCAUCGUGUGCAGCAGAUCUAACCCAGUUUAAACAGAAGAACCCAGGAACGUUUUGUGUGCUCACCUGUGGCCUGUUCUCCCUCCUGGCCAUGGUUGGUCGCUACGUCCCUGGAAUCGUCCUCUCCUAUGUUGGUUUGUGGGGGGUGUUGUCGUGUCCAUUGGCGGUGUACUAUCAGAUGUGGCAGCGCGCAUGUGUGAGGCUGGAGCCGGCCCUGCAGUGGCUGGACUUCAGCGUCAAAGGCUACAUGAUGUCCAAGCCCAUAGACAACCAGUUCCUUCGCCAACCAAUUAGAGGAGCCUCUGGUGAUGGCAGUGACAGUGAGGAGGAGCUAGCAGCUUUCUGCCCAACAUUUGAUGAAGUGGCUGUUGCUAAGGAGCUCGCGAUGACUGAUUCAGAGCACUCGGAUGCAGAAGUUUCAUACACGGAGAAUGGCACCUUUAACCUCUCCAGAGGACAAACUCCUCUCACUGAGGGCUCUGAGGACAUGGACAGACACAGUGACCCAGAAGAGUCUUUUGCGCAGGAUCUCGACUUCCCCUCCAUCAAUCCGGAUGCCACCCUGUUAGACGACGACGAUGACCCCAGCCUCGGCCUGCCUAGUCUGGGCUCGGCCGCCUUCUCCGGCUCCCGCGCUCCCACCACCUCUGCCAUGCUGGACCUGGACACCCAGUUGGACUCGGACCAGGACGACCUCGACACCGACCUCUCUCUCGGCGGCCUGAACUUGACUUCGGACAUCACGGGAGAUCUCGCAGGCCUCCUGGCCAGCAACAUGAUCCAGGCGGCUAUCUCCGGGGCCUUUCAGGCUCCGCGCGGACACAGGAAACAGUCCAGCUCGGAAUUGGACCUGGAUUUGGAUUUGGACCCCGACCAGGACGACUUUGAGAUGUUGGAUCAGUCUGAGCUCAACCACAUGGAUCCUUUAGGUGGAGGAGGGGGGAGAGGAGCAGGUCAGAACAGAUCACAGGGAUCCAGCUUUCUGUCCAACCUGCUGGGGAAGCCACAGUGAGGCACACACGUGUGUGUGUGUGUGUGUGUGUGAGUGUGAGAGAGAAAGAGAGAUACAGACCUACCUACAACUGCUACCUGGUCUCUAUACCUUUAUCUAAGGCCCAACCGAUAUCACAAUGUCACCGAAAGUUCAUUUAAAGUUCAUUUAAAGAGCCUGUAAUUCAGUGCCUGCAGCAGAUACUAACUGGCCACCGUAUCUGCUAGGGUGGGACAACGGGACUGUGUGGGUGGGUCGGGUCUUCAUACACUAAGGACCCUGAUUGGUGGAAAAGAUGCCUGUGCUGAAUGCAUAAAAAAGAGCCAGUAAUUUUGACCGUAUCGCAUUGUAACACAGCCUAACAUUCUUAAAAUGAAAUAAGCAGCGCAAAUGUUGUCCCUUUUUUAUUUUGAGUAAGUUAUAGGAUUAUCUGAUGUCAGCUAAUUAAAUAAAAUAAACUAAAAGUAACAUAGAAUAAAAGUAUUUAAAUUUGUUAUGUAAUUAAUAAAAAUAAUAUUACAAAG